This is a messenger RNA of Cucurbitaria berberidis CBS 394.84, 1434 nucleotides long. RefSeq names its product glyoxylate pathway regulator. Bases 346 to 1245 code for a protein of 299 amino acids. Gene Ontology annotation, cellular component: plasma membrane. The transcript is spliced from 4 exons. Gene Ontology annotation, molecular function: acetate transmembrane transporter activity. The record is from RefSeq and is a predicted model, not a curated record. Lineage: Eukaryota; Fungi; Ascomycota; Dothideomycetes; Pleosporales; Cucurbitariaceae.
CUUGAUUGACCGACAGUGGGGCCCCAUGCUCGUCUUUUACCCGGUCUGGAGGAGUGAAUAUGGGGAUAAGAUUUUAGUGGUCCGCUUUAGAAGUUGUUUGGAUCUAAUUGCAUACCCUUAGUGUGUCGUGCUAGAGCCAGGAUAGAUCCACCGCUCAUGGCACACGCCGUUUGGCCCAUGACUCCCCUGCACGGCCAGGCCUGCAGAUAUAUCAACCCCGAUUCCCCAGAAUUACCUUCUUUUCUUCCCCAGACCCCUCGUUCGACCGUCUCCAUCGGACUCCAGUACCUAGUUGCUAGUUCCUGAGCACGCUAAUUUUAAUCAUAUUCGCAUACAAUUAGCACAAUGGCUACCGCUAUCGAACACACCGAGGCACCUCGCGGCCCAAGCUUCGAGAAGUCUACCAACGGUACCAAUACUCUCGACCACGCUCACAAUGGCAAAACAACCCGGCAAAGGGCGCCUUAUGACUACGGCGGCAACCCUCUGGCACACGUUGCUACCAAUGACCCAGAAAUGCGCCUUACUGCCUUUGGUGGAGACUUCCAGCCCGGUCUCUACAGGGCUCCGAAUCGCAAGUUCGCCAACCCAGCGCCCCUCGGCCUGUCUGCCUUCGCUCUGACGACGUUCGUUUUGUCUUUGAUUAAUGUCAACACACGUGGCAUUGGCCAUCCAAACAUCGUUGUCGCUCUGGCUUACGGCUAUGGCGGUCUGGUCCAGCUUCUCGCUGGCAUGUGGGAAAUGGCUAUCGGUAACACCUUUGGUGCUACAGCUCUAUCAUCCUAUGGCGGUUUCUGGCUCUCGUUCGCCAUUAUUCUGACACCUGGCGGUUUCUCUAUCGAGUCCGAUCUUAUCAAAUUCGGCGAAGCCACGUUCCUGAACUCAUUCGGCCUGUACUUGAUGGGCUGGUUCAUCUUUACCUUUAUCCUGUUGAUCUGCACUCUGCGCUCGACUGUGGCUUUCUUCUUCCUCUUCUUCACGCUCGACCUAGCUUUCCUUCUGCUAGGAAUUGGUUACCUUCAACACGACGGUAAGCAUCCGCAAGGGGACUGCAUCAAGGCUGGUGGUGCAUUUGGCCUGAUGGCAGCAUUUGCGGCGUGGUACAAUGCGCUUGCAGGUAUUGCAGACAGCUCGAACAGCUUUUUCAUCAUUCCCGUUGCUCACUUCCCCUGGAGCGAUAAGGGCCGUGAGCACCGCGACAAGGUCGACAACUCGACUGCCCGCGACGCUGCUCACACGGCAUAAGAGAGCCAACUAUGCGCUUUCAUCGAAUCAUUUACGCUGUCAUUGUUCCCAUGUGCUUGCGAUUGUUGAUCGGCACAUGAAGUGCCGGCACCAAGAUUGAUGGGCACAUACGAUAUGCAUCCAUCAGGCGAUUGUUUAUAAUACCAACGAAGACCUCAUUGUACGCUAUUUAAUACGACAUUUCUAUCU